AUGACCCGCGCUGUCGUCACCCAAGGUCGCCCGCCUCUCGCUAUUCAUUUGAGCACCCAGCCAAAGCCGUCGCCGGGCACAGUGCGGGCGGUGGUGCUGGGCCUGGCGGUGCUGUCGCUGCUCCACUUCCGGGUGUUGCGGCACAGCGUCUUCCGCACGCCAUCGCGAUGCGUGCUCGUCCUGUGCUCCUGCGUGGCGGCGUCGGUCGUGUUCCUGCGCUUCCUUGUCUCGACCGACCCUGCGCUCCGCAGCAGCGCCUGCCACGCGGCUCAAUCCACCACGCCCCUCGAAUUCUCCUGCACCGAUGACAGUCUGUCGGAGACGAUGUCGCACCUGCGAGCAGUGCUCCCGCUUCCCACAUGGCGGGACGUGGUCGCACUGGCGCCGAAGCAUGGGAUGAUGGCCUGGAUGGUGCGCGCGAUCGACGUGCUCGAGCCGGGCGCCAAAUACGUCGGCCUGUGCCUGGGCGCCGCGUUGCUGGUUCUGCCCGAGGCCCUCCAGCGUGCCAUCCACACUCUGCUUCGGCGCGCCUUUCGCCACCCAGCCGGCAAGGCCGCUCUGGCUUUGGCGGUCAGUUCGAUCGCGUUGGUCGUGUGGCUCGCACACGCACGCGGCGGCGGCGGCGAUGACGACAACGGGUUGACGGCGGAGCUGCUGGGCUACUGGGCGCUCUCGUCCCUCGUCGGCUUCCUGUUCGUCCAGGCCGUGUGGCCGCACCUCUUCCGCGUCGCCUUCUUCGCCCUGGCGCCGGCCUACAUGGUGGGCGGCGCGAUCCUCUUCUACAAGGCGCUGGUCGUCUUCCUCCACGAGAGCUGCGGCGCGGCGCUCCCCGUGUCGCUCGGGCUCACCCUCGUGCUCUUCUACGCGCACGGGUGGGACUGCACGAAGGCCUUCGGGGCCUACGUGCUGUGGAAGUCCCUCGCCUGCUUCACGGUCCCCUUCUACUCGCUACCCACCUUCUUCUCCUUCGUCUACUGGUGGACCUCGUCCCUGACCACCACCAUCUUCUCGGCCCUGACCCACUUGGCGUCGUCCACCACCUCCUCAUCGUCUUCGGCCACGUCAUCAUCAUCAUCCUCAUCAUUUACUUCUACGCACCUGUCGAUGCCAUGGACGACGCUCGACGCACUUUUCCUACUCUACUUCGUGGGGGUGGCCCUCACCGCCGUGCUCAACAGCCUUGCCGCCCUCGCCCUCCUGGCCGCGCAACGACAACUCGCCUAUUCCAGCACCACCCAGCACCACCAUCAUGAUGCACCACCACCGGUAGACCUUGACCAUCACCACCCCAAGCGCGACUAG
Molecule: messenger RNA, 1302 nt
Organism: Acanthamoeba castellanii str. Neff
Lineage: Eukaryota; Discosea; Longamoebia; Acanthamoebidae
Exons: 4
Coding region: 1-1302 (433 amino acids)
Source: RefSeq, a predicted model, not a curated record